Messenger RNA from Penicillium diatomitis, 1176 nucleotides. RefSeq names its product WD40 repeat domain-containing protein. Lineage: Eukaryota; Fungi; Ascomycota; Eurotiomycetes; Eurotiales; Aspergillaceae. Gene Ontology annotation, cellular component: TORC2 complex; TORC1 complex. The record is from RefSeq and is a predicted model, not a curated record. Gene Ontology annotation, biological process: TOR signaling; regulation of actin cytoskeleton organization. The transcript is spliced from 4 exons. The coding region runs from base 1 to 1176 and encodes 391 amino acids. Gene Ontology annotation, molecular function: protein binding.
AUGAGCGUCAUUCUCUGUACUGCGGGGUAUGACCAUACCAUCCGCUUCUGGGAGGCCCUCUCCGGAAUCUGUUCCAGGACCAUUCAACACCCUGAUUCGCAAGUCAACCGACUGUGUAUCACCCCCGACAAGAGAUACUUGGCUGUCGCAGGUCACCACAAUGUGAAGCUCUUCGAUGCCAAGUCGAGUAAUCCCCAGCCUCUGAUGACCUUUGAGGGUCACACCAACAAUGUGACUGGGGUCGCAUUUCAUUGUGAAGGCAAGUGGAUGGUGACAAGUUCUGAGGACUGCUCGAUCAAGGUGUGGGACGUCCGCAGCGGUAGCCUCCAACGCGACUACCGACAUGACUUCCCGGUCAAUGAUGUGGUCAUCCACCCCAAUCAGGCGGAACUGAUCAGUGGUGACCGUGGUGGCAUGGUUCGCAUAUGGGAUCUGGGCGAGAGCAAGUGCAUUCACGAGCUGGAGCCCGAGGAAAACAGCUCAGUGACAAGCGUCAGCGUAGCCAGCGAUGCGACCUUGCUGUGCGCUGGAACCAAAAAGGGCAAUGUCUACCUCUGGCGGAUGGUACAGACUGAGGACAAGGGUCUCAUCAUUCCCGUCGCUACUUUCUCGGCCCACCAUGACUACCUGAAUCGCGUUCUCCUCUCGCCCGACGUUAAGCACUUGGCCACAUGCUCCGCCGAUCAUACUGCCAAGGUCUGGAACCUCGACCCAGACUAUCCCCCGGCUAAGAUCGCGUUGAAAGAGUGGAAGGAAAAACAGGACCAACAGGCCCAGGUCGACCCGACGGAGAAGACGAAUGAGGUCGAUUCCCUGGAAGCUAAGAGUCAAGGGCACGACCUCCUGCGCAUCUUCGACCAGGACCGCCACUUGUUGCGCCUGAUUGGUAAAGAUCCUCGAGAGGAAACGCCCCAGCAAAAGUUCCCCGCGCAGCCUGACGGCCCGCCCAUGGACCCCGCCAACAAGACCCUGUUCCUCGAGACUACUCUCGCGGGGCACCAACGAUGGGUGUGGGACUGCGCAUUCUCAGCCGACUCGGCCUAUUUGGUGACUGUGUCAAGCGAUCACUACGCUCGACUGUGGGAGCUGAGUACAGGCACUAUCAUUCGGCAGUACAGCGGUCACCAUCGCGGUGCAGUGUGUGUGGCGCUGAAUGACUACUCAGAACCUCGCUGA